AUGGAGUACAUAGCGGGCUUGAUUCUCUGCUUUUAUCGACGCUGCGGUAGCCCGACUGAAUUGGCUUGAAGGAAAUCAGUCCAGCAUCAGAGUGAGGGUAGCUUUGGGACUGCACCGGGAACUGAACUGAAACCACCAGAUCUGAAGUGUUCAAAACAUAUCUCAGGGCAAGCUCACAAGCUAUCUGAAGAAGCAUCAGGAUGAGCCGUCAUCAUUUGCUUUGCAUGAGAGGCUGGAGAUUUUGCUCGUGCACCUGAGAGACAGCUGCUAGAUACCGCCGAAACCUGCUACUACAGCGAUAGAGACACCUGAAGUCGAUUUAUUGCCCAGAGCUCUCCUCGUGGUGCAGCUGAAAGCAAGGCAGAGAGUGACCCAGCGGCUCUGCGAUACAUCCAGCAUGACAAACAUGAAGUGCGUUUUGUGCUAAGAACAGAUGUAGGUGAGCCAUGUAGGUCAAGGGGAAGGACCUCAUCAUGGCAAAGUAGCACUCUGGCGAUGAAAAGAUGAGAACCGGAGGACGCUGCAUCAUCCUCAGGGACGUACCGGAGGCUGUCCUGGAGCCUGCGGGGAGCUUGUCCGGACUUCCAGAUGGUGACCGCCUGAGGCCCUUACCUUCACUCCAAUGCGGCUCCGAAACUAAUUGUGUUCAGGAUUCGGAACGAUCAGCGUCGAUGCCUCAGGAACAGUACGCGCACCGGAGCGCCAUGCAGAGCUCGGAAGGACCGCAGGUUUACAAAGUGGGGAUUUAUGGCUGGAGGAAGAGAUGUCUCUAUUUCUUCGUGCUCCUCCUCAUGAUUUUAAUCCUGGUGAACCUGGCCAUGACCAUCUGGAUUCUCAAGGUUAUGAACUUCACCAUCGAUGGAAUGGGAAACCUGAGAAUCACAGAAAAAGGUCUGAAGCUAGAAGGAGACUCCGAAUUCUUGAAGCCCCUCUACGCCAAAGAAAUCCGCUCCAGACCUGGCAACCCACUGUACUUCCAGUCCGCCAGAAACGUGACAGUGAAUAUUCUCAACGAGAAGACGAAAGUCCUCACUCGUCUUGUAACAGGUCCCCAAGCCGUGGAAGCACACAGCCAAAAAUUUGAGGUCAAAACCACAUCUGGAAAGUUGCUGUUUUCGGCAGACGACAAUGAAGUGGUAGUCGGAGCAGAGAGGUUGCGAGUUUUAGGAGCAGAGGGCACAGUGUUCCCUAAAUCCAUAGAAACUCCCAAUGUCAGGGCAGACCCCUUCAAGGAACUAAGACUCGAGUCGCCUACACGCGCGCUGGUCAUGGAGGCUCCGAAAGGCAUCGAGAUCAACGCGGAGGCCGGCAGCUUGGAAGCCACGUGCAGGACGGAGCUCAGGCUGGAAUCCAAAGAUGGAGAGAUCACAUUGGACUCUGCAAAAAUCAAACUACCUAAAUUGCCUCAAGGGUUUUACUCCGCGGCAGGAUCCAGGCAAAAAAUCUACGAGCUGUGCGUGUGUCCCAACGGGAGGUUAUUCCUGUCUCAGGCCGGGGCCAGUUCCACCUGCCAGAUAAAUACAAGCGUCUGCCUUUGAGAGACAAUGCGCGGUGGGCACUGCAGGCAGCGCAUGGGCCUACGGCUGGUCUCAGAGAUAGCAGCUGCCAACUAUUUUUACUAGAACACAGAAAGCCUAUCAAAGACUUUUUUUGUGUGUGCGUGCGCGUGUGUGAAUAUAUAUAUAUAUAUAUAUAAAUAUAUAUAUAAAAUUAUAUAUAUAUAUCCUCUGUGUAAAAUGAUGUUUCAGUACAAGGAAUCCCAGGGUGACCCUGUGACAUUUGUGUAGUGUCCCACUUUUCCCCCAUACCCAAAUUUAUCAGUGCAGACCACUGGAUUCGGUGCUCCCCAGACUUUUCCAUAUUAGUACACGUAGGGUGUGUCAACACGCACAAGUAAUGCUAUCUGGCUUUACCGUGCAGUCAGUUUACUACCUCCAUAUGCAGGUAGUAAAUUUACUGUGCAGUAGACUAAUUUACUGCGCAGUAAACACCUGCACGUGGAGAUGGUGACGUUUACUGCACAGUAGAUUAGUCUAGUCUGGUAUCUAGUGUAGACACAGCCUCUGAUGACUGUCCCUUGUUAAUUCUGUUCUGGGAGCAAUGGGAACGAGGUCUGAUUAAGAUGACUGGGAUCCUAUUAGCAGCCUAGGAAGGGAGAACAGCAUCUCUGAUUAUUUUUGCACUUUGAAAAUCAGUGGCGUCAGAAAAAAACCAGAAUGGCUGGCGACGCAGUGCAAAUUGCCCCAGCGGCUCCAAGGAGCCUGUGUUUAUAUUAAAAAGGAAGAGAGUGCAAUUUAAUGUAGGACAGCUUAGUGGCAAGGUUUUGUCCUAACACAUAGGAAGCGUGUGCUUCAUGCCCAGAACCACCACCCCUUGAGAAGAGGGGAUGUUAGCCCUGGUCCUGCUCUCCUUCAUGUGAAAGGCAAAACUCACUUUGACAUAAGGGACGGUGGACCAUGCCCAUGCAGGGUAGCGUCCUACAUGAUUCAGGGAUGUUUGCAGGGAUCCCCUCCAGUCUUUCUUAGCCAACAGGGGCAUAAAAAAGUUAGGGGGAUUUAAUAGGUAUGUAGUAAGCAAUGUCACUGGCUGGGGGGAAAAAAAAUCAAAAACUAAUUGGAAUUAUUCUGCAUUGAAGAUCUCUGCCAUCGUGUUAGGUUAGCUGUUUAUCAGCUGCAAAGGUAACCUAGCAUGGAUGUCACAUCACCUUAUUCACAAACUAUGCUUUUGUUUAA
Molecule: messenger RNA, 2732 nt
Organism: Alligator sinensis (Chinese alligator)
Lineage: Eukaryota; Metazoa; Chordata; Crocodylia; Alligatoridae
Gene: SGCD
Product: sarcoglycan delta
Exons: 11
Coding region: 504-1538 (344 amino acids)
Biological process (GO): cardiac muscle tissue development; heart contraction
Cellular component (GO): sarcoglycan complex; sarcolemma
Source: RefSeq, a predicted model, not a curated record